This is a messenger RNA of Microtus ochrogaster (prairie vole), 966 nucleotides long. RefSeq names its product disks large homolog 5-like. The transcript has 4 exons. Lineage: Eukaryota; Metazoa; Chordata; Mammalia; Rodentia; Cricetidae. The record is from RefSeq and is a predicted model, not a curated record. The coding region runs from base 226 to 966 and encodes 246 amino acids.
CAGGCUUCAGGGCUCUGGACCACGCUGCAUCCUGUGCUGCUGUGAAUACUGUGUCUGAAGAGGUGGUGUCUGUUCCCCUGAGCAUGUGUAGGAGACAGAGGAAAGCCCUGGCUGCUUUUGUAGCCACAUCUCUAGAGCAAUGGGAGAGCUGAGGUCCGCAGAUGUGGCAUCUCAAUCUGGGUUGUUCCUGGGUCCCAGACAUGGUAUUUCUGUUUGGGCCACAGAAUGAUCUGUCCAUCGUCUAUGCCUUGUCACUAUGCCAUCUCACUUGUGUUCCAUCUACCCACAGAUGCUGAUACUGUGCCAUCAUCCAAACCAAGGCCCCGUACCCAGAAACAGAUGCAGAAGGAAAUGGAGAGGCUGACCAGGGAGCUGCAGCUGAUGACCAGCCAAAGAAAUGAGCUGCGAGAUCACGUGAUCUUUAUCACGGAAGGAAAGGUGGAUGAUAGGUAUCCAUUGUUCCAGACUUCAUGGCACUGUCAGCAAUGUAGAAUACGCUCACCUUUGGUCACCUGUCCCCACUUGGAGGGAAACAUAAGGCCUUUUGGGGUGCUGGUUUCUGGAGGCAGAGGAGGCAGGAGGAGGCUGGCAGGGCCUCACCAUGCAGUGUGUCUCUCCAGAGGUCUGCACAGCAGGCUCCUGAUGCAGCAUACUCACCUGGAGCAGAAGGUGGACCUGCUGAGGCAGGAGAAGAAGAAAUUGCGGGAUGAUUGGGCCCUACUGAUGCGCCACGUAGAGGACUUGAAAGUGCUCUGUAAGAACCAAGAAGAGAACGGUGACGUCAAAACCCAGCAACAACAGGUGGGGCAGGCAUAUCAGUCAGGCUACGAGGCCACAGCCCAGGACAAGAGCCACUUGCAGAAGGAGCUGCUACAGGAAGAAGUACCUGCUGAGUCCCAUCCCCAGCAACUACUGAAGUCCCGGGAUCAAUUUUAUUCUUCAAAUUUGGAUUCCAUCGUGGAAUAG